Molecule: messenger RNA, 1062 nt
Organism: Manihot esculenta (cassava)
Lineage: Eukaryota; Viridiplantae; Streptophyta; Magnoliopsida; Malpighiales; Euphorbiaceae
Exons: 2
Coding region: 1-1062 (353 amino acids)
Source: RefSeq, a predicted model, not a curated record
AUGGUACCUCCUCAGGGCUAUUACAAGGCCCAACCUGGUCAAUCUUCUCAUGACCACUGUCUUUUCAUACAGCAUACUGACAUUGUGUUUGUGAUCUUGCUGGUAUAUGUUGAUGAUGUUAUAUUAACUGGGAAUUUUGUAGAUGCUAUUAAUAAAUGCAAGAUGGCCUUACAUUCAAAAUUUACCAUUAAAGAUUUGGGACCUAUGAAAUAUUUCCUAGGGCUGGAAGUUGCAAGAUCUUCUCAUGCAACAAUUAUCAGCCAAACAAAGUUCAUUUGUGAUGUUCUCAAAGAUGCAUGCAUGCUUCAAUGCAAACCUGCAUCUUCCCCCUUGCCUCAAGGGUUACAUCUGACCCCUGACUCAGGGGAGCCUCUUUCUAAGCCUGACAUGUACAGAAUGUUACUUGGUAGACUCCUUUAUAUUAACUUAACAAGGCCAGACAUUUGCUAUGCUGUCCAACAUCUAAGUCAAUUUAUGAAUAAGCCUCGAAAGCCCCAUUGGGAGGCUGCUCUUCAUGUCCUUCGCUACCUUAAGGGAUCCUUACACCAGGGUCUUUAUUUCCCUAUGAGUGAUGAUCUGUCUCUUAGUGCCUAUUGUGAUUCUGACUGGGCAGCUUGCACUUACUCUGGCAAGUCUCUAUCUGGGUAUUGUAUAUAUUUGGGACCUUGUCUCAUCUCCUGGAAAACAAAGAAACAGACUACUGUUUCCAAGUCUUCCGCUGAAGCUGAAUACCGUGCCAUGGCUAACACUGUGUGUGAACUACUUUGGAUUAGUUACAUUUUGCAGGACUUGCAGGUACUCAUUAAACUGCCCAUACCUCUACAUUGUAACAGCAAAGCAGCCAUGUACAUUGCUGCCAAUCCAGUAUUCCAUGAGCACACGAAGCAUAUCGAGAUUGACUGCCAUCUUGUGCGAAACCAACUUCAACAGGGUUUUAUUUCUCCUAGAUAUCUUCCUACCCAAGAGCAAUUGGCGGAUAUCUUCACUAAGGGACUUCCAACAAACCGUCAUAACUAUCUGGCACACAAGUUGAAUCUUUUGCCCCUCCCGACUUCAACUUGA